CGUUUAUCACGCUCAUUGCGGCCUAUAGGUCCGCGGUGAGCUGUGUGCGUUGAAGCUAAGCGAUAACGCUGACCGUCACGCGGUAUCAACGCGCCAAGACGUCAUGUCAGACGUCUAUAGGACGCGAUAGGCGUGACAAACGCCAAAUUUUACGCGGUCAUAAAAAAUAUACCGUAGUACUUUUGUAUACCGUAAAAAAGCUGCGCAACGAUAACGAAACUGUCGUUAACUCCAAUAAUGAGUUGAAUCGCACUACAGGCCUCACAGUCAUAACCGUAAGAUCGGGAGAAAACUGACCAAUCACAUCAGUCGAGUAUUUAGCACAAGGAGAAUAGUCGACUGUGAUUAGUCAGUUUUCUAACAACUUUACGAUUACGAGUGAAAUUUGUAUACGUGUCUUCACGAUAAAAAGUGCAAUUGAGUUCAGUUAAAAAUUUAGAUUCUGAUAAUAUAUUGCUCAGUCAUCUAUUCACGUAUUUAGUUUACCUGAAUUAUUUAGUUAGCCUACAUAUGUUCAGUUACGAUGCUGUGUAAUGGAAAAAUGUAUCUUCCAUAUGUGGAUGUUCCAGCAAAAUUUCUAAAUAAUAUAUUUCAAAAUAAGGAACCAUGGCAAAUAGUAACUAUGACAACUACUGCUACUUUAGCUACAAUAUGGUUAUGGAACUUCAUAUUUCAAGAUGAAAGUCUUACAACACGUGCAAAAAAACAGAUAUUUAAAUUAGCUCGUUAUAUUCCUGCUAUUCAGGAUAAAAUAAAUAAGGAAUUAACGAAUGUUAAUGAAAUCUUUCAAAAAGAUGCUUUAGAUAGAUUGAAAGACCUUCAAUUUACUAUAAAGCUUCCUGCAAAAGGAUUAAGUGAUGAGGAAAUAUUAAAUAUGGUAAAACAACAUGUUUACAUAGGUGACUAUAAGUGGGAAACAGGUCAAGUAUCAGGUACAGUUUAUAGGAAUGAUGAUAAACUCGUAAGUCUUAUGGGAAAUAUAUAUGCUAUUGCAUCGUAUACCAAUCCAUUACAUCCAGAUGUUUUUCCUGGUGUUUGUAAAAUGGAAGCAGAAGUUGUUAGGAUGGCUUGUAGUUUGUUCCAUGGAGACAAUGAAGCCUGUGGAACUAUGACUACAGGUGGUACAGAAUCAAUUUUAUUAGCAUGUAAAGCAUAUAGAGACUAUGCUCGUGAAGUCAAAGGUAUAAAAAAUCCAGAAAUAGUGAUGCCAAUUACUGCUCAUUCAGCAUUUGACAAAGCUGCACAGUAUUUUAAUUUAAAAGUACAUUCUGUACCAGUCAAUCGGGAUAGUUACACAGUUUGCAUUAAUGCUAUGAAAAGAGCAAUUACAAAAAAUACAAUAAUGUUAGUAGGAUCUGCACCAAAUUUCCCCUAUGGCACAAUGGAUAAUAUUAAAGAAAUUUCUGAAUUAGGUAUGAAAUAUAACAUACCUGUUCAUGUAGAUGCUUGUUUGGGUGGCUUUUUAGCCUGUUUUAUGACUGAUGCUGGCUAUAAUUUUCCCCCUUUUGACUUUCAACUUCCUGGUGUGACUAGUAUAUCUGCUGAUACUCAUAAGUAUGGUUACGCUCCGAAGGGAUCUUCAUUAAUUCUUUAUAGAAACAAAAAAUAUCGACAUUAUCAGUACACAAUAACAACAGACUGGCCUGGUGGCAUUUAUGGUUCUCCCACGAUAAAUGGUUCUCGUGCUGGUGGUAUUAUAGCCGCUUGCUGGGCCACAUUAAUGCAUUUUGGAUAUGGUGCUUAUGUAGAGUCUACCAAAAAAAUAAUUGAUACUACUACUUAUAUCGAAAAAAGGUUGAGGAAAUUAGAUGGAAUUUUUAUUUUUGGUUCUCCAGUCACAUCUGUCAUUGCAUUAGGUUCGAAUCAAUUUAAUAUUUAUCGACUUUCGGAGGCUCUUAAUUUCAAAGGCUGGAAUUUGAAUACAUUACAAUUUCCUUGCGGCAUACACAUAUGUAUUACACAUAUACACACUGAACCAGGUGUAGCUGAACGUUUUUUACAAGAUGUCGAAUGUGCAUUGAAAGAAAUUUUGAAGGAUCCACAAAGUGAAGUGGAAGGAAAGCUGGCAAUGUAUGGAAUGAGUCAAAAUAUUCCUGACAGAACUGUAGUAGGUGACUUUACAAGAUACUUCUUAGACACCAUGUAUUAUACUGGUGAUAAUUAAAUAUAACUUUGUAACUUAUAUAAAAAUUAUAUUCACAUAUAUAUUAUUUUGAUAUAAUAUUUCCU
Molecule: messenger RNA, 2229 nt
Organism: Harpegnathos saltator (Jerdon's jumping ant)
Lineage: Eukaryota; Metazoa; Arthropoda; Insecta; Hymenoptera; Formicidae
Gene: Sply
Product: Sphingosine-1-phosphate lyase
Exons: 9
Coding region: 524-2164 (546 amino acids)
Biological process (GO): sphingolipid catabolic process; carboxylic acid metabolic process
Cellular component (GO): endoplasmic reticulum
Molecular function (GO): pyridoxal phosphate binding; sphinganine-1-phosphate aldolase activity
Source: RefSeq, a predicted model, not a curated record